CACCACCUCGACGCGCCCCUUCAACGUUGAACGUUCCACGUUCCACGUCGAUCCCUCGCACAAUCCAAACCUCAACCGAACUAUACAGUGCAGACGACAAUGGCGGGAUUGUUGGGAUUCAUCAAGCGUAACCGCACUCUGGCAAACCCUCCAGCGGCGCGAAAGGCUGAAGACGCCCUCCGAUUUGGCCUCCUGGGUGCCUCCAGAAUUGGCCCAAACUCCGUCAUCCUGCCCGCAAAGAGCCAUCCUGGCGUCAUCAUCGCCGCCGUCGCUUCUCGUGAUCCAGCCAAGGCCGAGCAGUACGCUAAGGAGCACGCCAUCCCGAAAACCUACAGUGGAAAGGAUUGUUACCAAAAGCUUGUCGACGAUCCCGCCGUCGAGGCCAUAUACGUCGGGCUUCCAAACGGCCUUCAUUUUGAGUGGACUAUGCGGGCUCUCAAAGCCGGAAAACACGUUCUUGUCGAGAAGCCUUGUGCGGAUACCGCGGCCGAGGCCCGCACCUUGUUCGAUUACGCAGCCAGCAAAGGCCUUGUGUUGCUCGAGGGAUAUCACUACAGAUUCCAUCCUGCGGUUCAGCGGGUAAAGGAGAUCGUCGACAGCGGCGAGUUCGGCAAAAUCAAAAGUAUGCAUUCCGAGCUCGCCGUUCCGUAUCUCAGGGGCUCGAUCAUCCUCAAGGAUGACGUGCGUUAUGAUUAUGGUUUGGGAGGAGGCGCUACGAUGGAUAUGGGAGUAUAUACUCUCUCUGCCAUCAGAUACAUGGCCUCGUCCAAUCCGCUUGAGAUCACAUCCGCCACCGCGGCCGGGUACGAGAAGGACCCCACCAGAAUUGAUCGCGGCAUGGAGGCCACGUACUCAUUUCCAUCCUCUAUUACAGCUGACACUCUCGUCGACCUGCGACUUCCAUCGUGGGGACCGUUUGGCCUAUUUCCGCAAGGGCCCAAGAAUUCCUUGACUGUGAAACUCGAAGGGGGCGAGGUAUACUACUUUGGUCUGGUCCUGCCGCACAACUUUCACAGCAUCAAAGUUCGACCGAUCAAGGGGAAGGACCGGGUGGAGAAGUACUACAAGUUCAAGACAGGGUACGGCGAAGAAUGGUGGUCUUCAUAUCGCUACCAGCUGGAAGCGUUUGUCGACAGGGUGAAUGGCCGAGAGCCUCACGAUUGGAUUACGGCAGAUGAGUCGAUUACACAGAUGGAAUGGAUUGAGAAGAUAUAUGCCAAGGCUGGCAUGCCCUCGAGGCCGACGUCCUCAUAUGUCGUUUCUUAGAGAGUGUCAUUGAUUCCAGAGUGUGGGAUUUUUUGGCGGAUAAUGCGGUGAUUGUCGUACUGUCCUUCAGUGUAUAAACGGCGUGCUAUCAUUCU
Messenger RNA from Heterobasidion irregulare TC 32-1, 1361 nucleotides. RefSeq lists its product as uncharacterized. The coding region runs from base 100 to 1266 and encodes 388 amino acids. The record is from RefSeq and is a predicted model, not a curated record. Lineage: Eukaryota; Fungi; Basidiomycota; Agaricomycetes; Russulales; Bondarzewiaceae. Gene Ontology annotation, molecular function: nucleotide binding. The transcript has 8 exons.